ACACAUACACACAUAUAAAUAUAUAUUUACACGUAUAUGUGUGUGUGUGUGUUUAAAGACAGUUUCUUGAUGCCAAAACACUCCCGUUUUGGUUAAUAAAUAAUCGAAACGAGCUGCCACCCCUCGCCACCAACGAAAAGAAAUCUAAAAUUUACUGAUAUAUAUACAUAUAUAUAUGUACGUGUAUGUAUAUAUUUAAAUAAAAUUUACGCGCGUUUACAUUUGUACGCAAAGAAGUGUAUAGAGCGUAAAACGUGUCGCAAAUUUUAAAUAUUAAAAUCAAACGACAUAAAUAAAUAAAAAAAAAAAAAGAAAAUGAAAAUGCCGGUGCUACGUCAAUUCUCACACAAUCCGCAAACGCGCAGCAAUGAGGAAUUCAUUUUUAUACGCUGUGGUAAAAACACAAACACUGUCCAAACAUCUUGGCGUCCUCAGCUGCCGUUGCCCAAAGAACUUGACGCCGCCGACAACAACAACGACGACGACGUCGAAUCAACCGAUGAGCAGAGUCUCUCCGGUAUGGAGCGCUCUUCACAACAUCAUCACACAACAGCCGCACACGCCGGCCAUCGAAAAGACAGUAACCUAAAUGGUUCCCACGCCUCUAAUGCGCCAACGUCCAGUGGCUCGAAUAAAAAAUGGUCUUUUGGGCGACUCUUUCGGCGAAAGAAAGAUGUAGCUUCAGAUUCAUCGUCCGAAGAGGAUCGUAAAGCUGGUUUUGUGCCACAUCAACAAAGGCAGCCCACACGUGGCGCCGCCAGUGUCGGUGGCAGUAGUGCUAAUUUGAGACCAAAGUCGAGUAAGGCGAAUAAAGUUAGCCGCAGCGGAAAGCUGAAUGGCGCGAGCUUUGAUCACAUCGUUGUGAAUUCACAGCUUAGUGGAGGCCCGCCCUCAACGCCACCACAUCCACCACCACCAGCACAUGUAGAUCACGAAUUCUUUUUACCCGUCGAGACGAUUUCUCCAUCGGAAGCCUACUAUCAGAAUCAACAACAAUACCUCCAACAUGGCGCCCCACAGGCCGGUUAUACGCGUUCUUCGAACUCCUUGGAUAGACGUGCUGCACGCGCCGCACUGAAAACGCGCUCCGCACAGCGCUUGCCUUAUGAAGCGGCCUUGGGCGCACAUUCCUCCAGCGAGGAGGAGUUGAUUUCACUGAACUCAUCUACUUUUUCAAAAUACCGCAGCGAUGAAAGCAUACACAGUGGCGGGCAAGGUAUAGUCGGUAAUGGACAGAGUAGACGCAGUCGCGCUGCACGCAAUGAACGCUACUACAAACGGCUCUCCCGCGAUGGGGAGCCAAGCAGCGGGCAAGUACCUGUUAUGUAUGCGCCACAGCCGACGCAACGCUGGAAAACUCAACCAGUGCCCCUCUCAAUAUACAACCCAGCGGCGCCACCACCAACCGCCGCCGCCGCUGCCGCAGCCACUCCACGCCUACGCAACACCGGCAGCCUUCAGCAUGUCGCUCCCUAUGUACAGUGGGGUCAAUUGCAGCAGCAACCAAAGAAUUUGCAAAAUACCGUUAACGACAGUAAGCGAAGCAUAAGCUACGACAGUCACAUACAUUUACAGAAUAUUAACGGGCGCCUGCAGACGAAACCACUGCCACCACCACCACCUCCACGCGAUCCGCUGCGUCGCGUUAAUGUUAGUGGACAAACGCAGAAUGGCAGCUCCGGCGACCUACGUCCCAUCUCGUACGCGUUCGAUCAGAGCGGUCUACCCACACUGCCUGCCCCAAGUCAGCGUUUGGGUGGACGUUGUGUGUCAGACGAUAAAAUUUGGUCGGGUCCGGCAGGUCCACACUACCAAUCCAUGCACUCGUUGAAUAUGCAAACGUCUAACGGAGCGCAACCGCCAAACACGCCCCACCACCGCCGUUUUAUAACGCGCGCCGAACGUGAUGCGCAACCGGGAAAGAAAUCUCUGCCGAACGGCAUUGAGUUUCACUAUGUGGCUGAUGCAACACCGCGUUCUCGCAAACCCAUACAUAUGAUGGAGCCCCAGUUGGAUUCUGGAGAUAAGGAGCCGCCAACCGCGGGCAUUUUACGUACCACUAAGAGCGGUAUGCCCGCUCCCUCUUCGACGUCGGCAAAACAAAUGCAUGUUAAUGACUUCUGGAAACGCAUGGACGCAGGCGCUCAACGUCGGGGUCGCGAUGGAGACCGCGCAUAUGUGGCGGAGAGCAGCACAAAGCCACGCUCCAUUUCCAGCUCGCGUGUAGGGGAGAUGCGCGCUUACCCCAUACCUGUUUACUCAGAGGUGCUAAAACCGAACAAAAAGGCCCUGCAGCCCCCACCGCAGCCCGGCGUGGACGAGGUAGACAACAUUGUAUGUGGCAGCUUGCACAUAAAAUCCAAACCGGACGCUGCAAAUGCGAAUUAUGUCGAAAUACGUAACAAAGAUUACAACAAAAGCAGCUCAAUGCCAAAUCACUAUCAACGCCGCUCAGGUGAGAUACCCAAUACACCGAACAAGUACGACGAGUACGUCGCCGAGAAGCGCGAACAACAUCACAAACCCAUAUACACGCCGCCAACGCCACCACAACGCAAACUCUCUAUACCACCGAGCAAUGUUGCAGAGCUGCCCAUCUAUUUCCCACGGAAGAAGCCCGCCAAUCUCGAGGAAGCAAUAAAUGAGUUGGAAGCCAUCUACAAAUCUCUCGGUCUGACCGAGGAGCCCGAGAAGGCCGAAAAACCCGAAAAGAAGGAACGCAUACCGACACCGAUUGAGUUCGAGAAAUACGCCUUAGCCCACGCGCACGAAUACGACGAAGAAGACUCGCCCUCUGGUGAACCCGAUCCCAUACGCGACGAUGUAGCCUACCGUAACAUGCAGCUGGCGAAUUUGCAGCACAAAACCGUGGAGAAGCAGCCGCCAUUCGGCAUACCCAUUGGCCCGGUUGUUGCUGCGCCGCAAAACGACUAUCUGCAUGUUACACCCAUUGUAGAGGCGCCUCUAAAACCGGUGAAGAAAACGCCGGACGUAGUGAAAGAUGACUUGGCGGUGCGUGCCUUGCGCAAGGAUCCACCAGGACCCAAAGAUACAUUCAUUUACCCAUACAGCUCGUGUCAAAAAAAGAAUCGUGCAACGCGCACACAAUCAGCGAACAUUUAUAAUCUAAUCCACCGUGACGCGGCCAAGCCAUCGGGCGGUGAUCUGCAUUCAUACCUAGAAUUGACGCGCAACUUAGAGCGUGCGGGAAGUAUGUCUGACCUGCACAAGGACGACGGCGAACGUGCGGCAGAUGUUCCAGCCACGCUGGCGUUGCUGCGCAACCUCAAAGAACAAGAACAGCAACAAGAGGAGCAGUGCGUGAUACCAAAGAAAGUAGCCAUACCUUUUCGUCAUCCCAGUCAAGGCGGCGCUAUAUGCGCGUUGCCCGAAAAGUUGCCCACCAGCAACCCGCAGCACAAAGAGGAAUUACACAAAGCGCCCGUGCCAUUGCCCCGCAAAAGCCUAACGCCCGAACCCACUGCUGCGAAUGCGCAAAUGGAGGACGCGUUGAACAGGAUAGCCAUGGAUGCACAAGAAAAGUCGGUGAAACUGACCAAAGAGCUGCAAGAGCUGCGCAAAGAGGCUCUCAUAACAGCGGCCGCACGUCCGAAACCACCAAGUGCUGAAGAGGAGAAGCUCGAGAAAGAUUUGCAGGAGAUUGAAGCCGUGUCUGAGGCAGCAAAGCGUUGCGGUAAAAUGCUACUGGACACACUGCCGGAUGCAAGUGAAAACCAAGCGUUGGCGAAACCGCGUAAACUACACAAAGAAGGUAAACUAAUCGAGGCGAUAGAUCAGGUGUCUGAAGCGGCGAAUGCUGUGUGCGAGAAAAUACUUAAGGACAUUGUGACCACCGAGCCGCCAGUAGUCGUGCAAGAAGCGGUGCAAGUUAAAAACAACCAGACGCCCACCGAGACACUUGUUAUGCCCAAUUUGAUUAAGAAACUGGAUCCCAUACAAUCGGAGCAAAUCGAGGCGAUCGCCAAACGCUGCAUGCGUCAACUGAGCGCGCUGGCCGAUGACAAUCCCGACUAUGACAACCUCAAUCAGGACUUCAAUCAACAGCAGCAGUCGGAAGCAGUCACCGCUAAAGCCGCCAAAGCGACUGCUGUUGCCUGUAACGCUGAACAUAUACAAUUGGAGUCAGCGCCAAAAGUUGAUAAUCUCAUUUCUACCGUUGCAGAAAUGGCCCAAGUGCACAACGCGCAGAAUUUACACAUUGAGGAAAUCGAUCAGAUUAUGCAGGAGUGCGAGGAGCAGAUGCGCGCCGAAGUUGGAAAAACAGCGCCGACAACAGCGCGACCUGUCGUGGUAUCGGAGCGUACUUUGGCUGCUACACGCCAUCUGAGCGCAGCACCGAGCAUUAAAAGCAGCAGCGGUGACGAUCACACUACCGCGCCCAGCAUAAGCAGUUAUAGUAACAGCAACAACAGCAGCGGUAGCAAUAAUGUUGGCGCUGUGAAGACGGGCGCCAGCACCACUGCGUCCUCGUUUUCCUCCUCCAGCGAUUGCCUAGCGAAAUCAUCAAGUCCCUCCGCCUCCGGUCGACGACAAUCUUCGAGCAUUACCUCUUUCAAUCCUUACUCCUCCAGUGAUUAUAUUAAGUCACCCAGUAGUGAAUAUCACGCACCCAGCACCGAUCCGAUAAAAACAUUUAGCACUACCUCAUACGAGGUGCCAUCGACUACAAGCGUCGGCGCCACUACUAACAAAAGCGCCACAACGAACAGCACCUUCAGUCACUCGCCAUCGCCGCCACUGAAUUUGCCGCCGGUUAGUGAGCAAGCUGUGGCGGUUCCCAGCUCACGCGCUUCGGCUGCGCGUCAGUCACAAGAGCGCGCGCGUACAAGAUCCUUCUCAUCGCCAUCGCAAUACAACUCAUCUGAAGAGUUAGCAAUGAUUUUCGGCAUUGACGAGCAGCCGCGUCGUCAGCGCGCACACGAACGCCAACACGCUAACGAAGUGCAGCAACAGCAGCAGCCCGCAUCAGUAAGAACUGUUUCAGAAUCCGUCGAUACUACACAUAGUCCCCAGAACGACAACAAAUCGUCCAACUGUAGUCUAUCCUCCGCAUCAAUCACUGCCAAAUCGAGCUGCCAGCAAGCGUCGUCUAUUUACGAUAAAACAAAACAACAACUACAUCAGCAACAACAAUUACAACGCCAGCAACAACAGUCGAAACAGAAAGAACAGCAACAAACAGGCACCAAAGCAUCGUCAUCCUCCAACUCGACACGAUAUCACGGUGUACAUCCGCACUUCCAUCAUCACACGGCACCAGCCUAUUACACAGACGUCAACCUACACAUCCAUACGCCGAAGGCCAACGAUGUUGCGGCCCUGAAUGAGAACUAUCAAAGCGUCUACAAUACUCCGUCGCAGUUGGUCAACGAACAUUACUUUCCCAAGACAAGCACCGCUACCGUUGUACCACCGCCGAUCGGCACCGGAGCAGCAGUUAUUGGUCGUGCGAGCACCACUUCGCCUUCGUCGGUGGAUAAGCGCGAUCGGGAACGGAUCAUUGCGCCGAUCAACGAACCUGCCAUUGGCGGCGGCAGCAGCAGCAGCAGCAACAACCGGAGCUCGGCAGCCGCACGUGCAGCUUUUUUUCGUGGCGGUUCUGCGGGCAGCAGCGGUUACAACAACAACAGCGGCGAAAGGAAAAGUUGCGAACCUUUAGCGAAAUCGUCGCCAGCAUUUGGGCGCCCCACAGAGACAGGCAACUCACCAACCGCAUCAGCAACAACAACAGCCGCUGGUCGCAGUCGCAACUCCCACCGCUUUGCUGGCAAGAGACGCGCCGUGCGCGUGCGCAGCGAAUCUCGGCCAAUUAGCGCACUCUAUGACAUAAUAUGCAAGGAGAAAGGACUGGAUAUUGGUACAAGCUCGAACAACGAAGACGAUUCAUCAGCGCCGUCAAACGAAGACGACGCGCAUCAUAGCAGCACACGCAGCACCAGCAAAAGUCAUAAAAAUAAAAGUAGUAAGGAGCAAAGCCAUCAACAUCGCUCCAGCUCGAGUAGAAACAAUAGUCUAAAGACCAGUAAAGAUUACGCGGAGAUCUCAAAUUGUCUAACGGCGUUCGUCGCGACCUCAAUAUCGAAUUAUUUGGGUGGUCCACAAGACGAUAGCGCUAAGAUGGAUCACUCAAACACAGCUUCAGGCGAUACAGCAGCGUCGCACGACCGCACGAAACGCUCACACAAAACGCGCACACCGAGCGGCCAUAAGAAGCGCAAGGAUGUCGCUGGUAAAACUAAGUCCACCGUUCCACGUAGUCCCAGCGAUGAGGAGCACAACGGCGGCUACACUAGCGAAGAUUCGAAUGAGCAACGCGCACAUGCCGCACUUGCGACUAACGUCAAACACCGCGCAGACUGUAGCAGCCGCAUGAAUGGCGCAGAGAAGAAGGCGUCUUCUUUACCGCCACUACUGCAUGAUGUCGCCUAUGUUAUCUCUUCCUCAGCCGUACAACAACAAUUAUUGCAACAACAGCAUAAAGCAUCAGCUCAGAGUGUGACCAAAAAAUGCUCGAUCCAUUGCCGUUGUCAUACGGGUUGCGAAUGUCGCAAAACAUCAUCCAACUCAUAUCGCACAUCGUCGUCUCAUUACCCAUAUGAAUAUCAUCAAUCCUCAUUGCCACCACCAAACCUGUCGUCCGACUCAUGUAGUUGCGUACGCUCGCCUAGUACAGCCGACGAUGAAAGUCUCGGUUACUCCCCCGAUAAGUUAUACAUUGAACCUGUAAAUAUGCAUCUGAGUGGUAUCCCGUCGAGCACUGCUAGCGCUGUCAAAAAUGCGAAUAGUAGUAGCAGUGGUGUAGUGCUUGAGCAAACAUCCAAUCUCAACUCGACACGUAACAGCAAGGAGCGAGUCAGUCGCGCCCAUCAGCGGCGGCAACGCGAAGAGAUGCGUCGUCAUACGGACUUGCCGGAUUUGAACUCGCUCUCGCCGUCUGCGCCGGGUGAUGUGCUGCCACAACAGUCGGCCAAGGCGUUGAGUGACGAUGAAGGUGUCUCCUCGAGCGUGAAUCAACAGAAGAGUGGAUCCAGCAAGGCGAGAAGAUUUAUAAAUCGUCCCAGCCGUACGCCAUCACGUGGACGCACCACCACCGGCAACAGUGCUCAUAGUUCACCGCAUUCAACACGUCGCAGCGGCAACCAACACCCCGGCACCACCACCUCAUCACCAUCACCAUCGCCACCAGCUGCGAAUCGUCACACUUUGGCUGCUGUAGGGGCAGAUAGCAGCAGUCUAAACUUAUCCGCAGCCUCUAAUACUAUUAACACAAGCGCUGGUGUUGUUACCAUUGAGGAUGUAGGCUCUGCCUCAUCAGGCGAUCACAUUGCUCACAUACAGUUAUCACCGUUGCAAAUAAUGACGAAUUCAGCGACCCCAACAGCUAGUGCCGAGCUGCGUCCGUCGGCAAACGGCAGCGCGUCUGCCCGAGAUGCGGGCGAAGAGGUCCACCUUGCCGAGACGGCGGCGAACGAGGAAGCGGGUUCGGCGAAUUUUGGCGUUCAGGUGGCCAUUGCAGCUAACGGUAAGCACGAACGCAAAUACGAUGUCGUUCUCCUCGCUGCACCAAAGUCUCCACAUAAAACUCCUGCCAAACCAAUUACACUCACCAACAACAACAACAACAUCAACAACAACAACAAAACGACAAACACAUUCGAAUGUAGUGUAAAUAAGCCGGCAAUGACUUCUCCAAAUCAACGUAAACUACAACAACAACAACAACAACAACAAAAACAGAGUCAACUGAAGCAACCACAUCAGCCGAACAAUAAAAGCAAUUACAACAACAGUAACGCCAAUCACAAUAACACGCAUGGCAUUUGUAACAAUAACAGUAACGGUAUUAUCACUAGUAAUAACAGUUAUGCGAUGCCAACUGAAACGUUUCUGCUUAAACAAAAAGCCGCCGCUAUGCUUGCUGCAACGAGCCACAUUAAUUGCAACAACACUAACACCAGCAGCAACACCAGUGCACCGGCUGUUGUUGUUGUGCGAAAGAAGCCGUUAUCACCGCUACAAAUUAUAACACGUCCACUCAACACCACCACCACCACCACCUCGAGUACAAGCAGGCCACAGGGGGUGCUGUCAACGACAGCUCAUCAACUGAGUCAUCAACAUAACGCGCUGUCACCGCAACAACCGUCAGAUAUUGGCGUCAAACACUCGCCACUACGCGCACCACCACCACUCUCGCCAUUCUCCUCUACAGCACGUUCACCGCUAUCACCGUGCACGUCGCCACAUUAUGUGCGGCCAACGAAGGCGUCGCGUUUGCGGGCAGCCGCCUUUGAUAAGAAGAAGUGCUGUGAAGAUGACGCCAGUCAAACAUCUCGCUCUCCCUGCUGUGGCUCACCCAUCAUCAACUCACUAUGCCAACAAAUUGCAUCCCCAAAGCAACAAUCACCGCGCCUCUCUGUAAGCUCAUCAUCGGAAAAUCCACAUGCCGUCGUCUCAGCGAGCUCAGAGUCUGAUACGAAAAUACCCGCUGGCACAGUUUCACCCACCAAAACUAAAUCACGCUUGCUCUCCUCAUCGUCCAAUGACUCGACAACCGCCAACAAAAAACUGGUACCCUCCGUAUCCGUGUCGGUCAAACAGAAUCUCAGCGAAAUGCAAUUCAAUGGAAGUCCAAAGAAGACAUCAGCCUCGAAAAUGAAGAAACCACGGUCGAGCGCGACCCCACCUUCACCAUCCACCGAGUGUACUGCCAAUUUUACACGCUCUGCGGGUCGUUUAUCAACCGCCGAGGAGUCAGACACGCAUUUGGUGUUGAAACACGCGAAACCCCUGCCAAGGCCACGCACUUCUACAAUGAAAUCAUCUAAAGCGAAAUCGGCCAACGACUUGAAGCCGGGCAGUAGUGACAGCUCGCCGAGUAAGACGGAUUUGAGUCCGGUGAACGGCGCAACCCCGCUCAGCCCGUUGGAGGAUCGUGACAAAUCAUCGAAACGCAAAUCGAAUUUAAACCGCUCGCUCAACGAUGAGGCCACCGUAGAUAGUGUAAUCAAUCUGAAAUAUCUGCUGCUAACCGCAAAAUUAAGGAAAAAUAAGCUAUUUUUAAACGACUCCUUAGCGGCGCGUCGUCGCCGUCGCCGUGAGCUCGGUAUGGUACGUCAACUGGUGCCCUCAGACGAUCCCGCCCUGCGUGAGAUGCUUUCGCCACGUCAAAUUAAAACGGAAAUAUCUCCGAAAAUAGCUACCACCGGAAAGCCCACACACAAUGAAUUGGCCUACCACAUGGAAAUCGCACGUCGUGGCUGGGAUCUCGUCAAUCCGAGCGUUAGCCAUCGUGCGCGCUCCGAAACUGCAAGUCCCAAGCAUGAAAUACACGCGCGCGAAAGCGCGUUUAGGGAGAAGCCGAGCGCCAAUCGUUUAGCGCGACGCAGCGACACGCUACAUCUCGGUGAGCUGCGUAAACUACGUUCGAACGAUGUCAAUCGUAAAGUGAAUGAGCGUACUAAAAGCGAUUUGGCUGAGAUAAAAAAGAUCGCUGAGCAGGCCAAUGUGGAAAGGGCUGUGAUGGCUUCGGGUAUAGCGGCUGAGUUGGCUGCACAGGCAGUUCGCGGUGGCGAUGAAUUUUUCAACAAUGAUGGCGAGGAUCAAGGCGAGUGUGUCGUUGAGCUUGCGACGCCGGCGCGUUACGGUAUAGGUAAUCGUGGUCUGGCAGCGACGCCGCCACCUGCACCCUCAUAUUCGGAGUUAGAUAUCGCAGCUAAAGCGCGAGAGCGUGAGCUCUCACCAGCCAAACAUGCAACAUUUGUGCAGGAGGAAUGCAUAUACUAUGAACCCGAGGCAGGCGAUGAGCUGGCUAGGCCAAUUUCGAAUGCCACAAUGGCGGGUGGCAUAUUGCGCCAGCGGAUAUUAAAAGCGCGCAGCAUGGAACGUGAUGCUGGCCACGAGCCACCAAAAUUGUCGCCCAUUUUGCGUCGUAGGAGCACAGAUGAUCCCACUUACAUAGCAGUACCUUCGGCUGCAGGCGUACAUUCAACCUCACCAUUGACAGCCACACCUAAUCACAUUGUUUCGAUAUUGAAGAAGAAAGAUCACAUUGCGGGUGAGUCGAGCUCGGCUUCCAGUAAUGCCUCGCCUGUUACAUUCUCGGCGAAUGUGGUCGAUACCUCUAAUAAAAAGCAAAAACGCGCUGGUAUACUUAAGAAGCGUUCGAGUCUCGAUGAGUCGCGCUACUACUCACGUUCGCAUUCGCCAGAUGAGCGUAGCAUACUCAUUAAGUCCGCGCGUCGUAACUCACUUGAGGAGACUGCCGGCCUGCAGCAACAGCAACAGCACGGCAUACUCAAACAGAGCAGUUAUGAAAGUAGUAAAAGUGAUGGCUGUCCCUCAGCCACCGAACCACAUCCGCACGGUAUAUUGAAGAAGAAAGACUCUACCUCGACACCUUCUGAUGGUGGCACACAUGCGCCUAAACACGUCUCGAUCUCACAAGCUGUGAAAAUGGCAGCGGCCGAAUUGGGCCGCGAAACGGCCGAUAACCAAGCGGCAGGCGGGGAAUAUGAGGAGUGUGGCUACACACCUAAUAAUGAAGAAUAUGAAAUCCGGCCUAUACUAAAGUUGGAAAGCAUAACCAGUGAUGAUGUUAUGCGUGCCCCAAAACCGAUAUUGAAGAAAAAGUCAUCGGGCGAUUCAGAUGAAUAUGAAAUACGUCCGAUAUUGAAGACUUCCCGCAAGAGUAGCCGGGAGGAGUUUGAUUUGGGUGGUUCCAUCAGUGAAGAUGGCCGCCAUUACAGCGAACCACCAACCGUACGUCCAAUAUUAAAGACUGACUCACCAUCGAAACGACGUUCUCUCGGUGGUGAAGAGUUGGAGCAAGAUGUUUUCAGUGGUGAAAAUUUGAGUGGUCACUCACCGGGCCUACUUAAACGACGUACACGUUCCUUAGAGCGUCAGGAGGCGCCAGUAGUGGACCUGGCGGCAGCUUUAAAUGCUAUUGCAACAUCUCAAGCCGCACCGGUGGAGUUUGUUUCGGCGCCAAUCACCACAGGCGGCAGCAUUUCAGUAGCUGAACGCAUUAAAAAUAUGGAAAUGUUCCUAAACACCAAUGGCUCGCCCACCACACCGACGGAUGUGAAUACUAGUUGGGAGUCUCCCUUGCAGGGUGGUGCAACGCCCAGAUUACUGAAGCCAAGCGCCAUUCGGCGAGAUAUGUACCGCGAUCGCUACAAGACGCAGCCGAUAACAAACGAUGAGAAAAUGCUCUUUAAAGCCACCGCAUCGCCGCUUGACACCUCCACCACAUCCGCCUUUAAGCCAACCAAAUCCUUGGACGCCGGCCUGAACUACAACACAUUUGCCCACUUGAAUGCACCGACGGCCGCUUCAAGCGUUUCGCCGGGCAGCAGUUACACACUCACGCGCUGCGCCACACAACCUCUGCACAGUCAGCAGCAUCACUGCGACGGAACACCACCUUUGCGUCCCGCAUUCGGACGUUUCAACCCACUAAGUGAUAGUUACAGCAAUAGCAAUAGCAAUAGCAAUAGCAAUAAUUAUAUCAACAACAACAACAAUACUAGUGAACAAUUAAACCUAUCGGUGGGCAGUGAGAGUGAACGUAUCUUCGAAAUGUCUGGCAUAGCUGACCAUUCGGUGGCCACGGAAAGCACUAGUAAAGUGGAUGCGAAGGCUGUUGCUGACGCAGAUCCGUCGGCGGGUGGUUGUGGUUUGACUCGUAAGAACAGCGUGCGUGCCCGUGCUAAUAUGUUCCAACAGCUGCAAGAGAAGGCUAAGAGUGUUGAGGCCGCAACAGCGGGAUCGUCGGCGACAACUGCAACGGUGCCAAGUCGUGAGGAGCGAAAUUCACCGCGACGAGCGCCAUCACAGCUUUCGCCAACGUCUGCAAUGCUAGCGGCCUCAGCCCCCUUAAUGACGAGCAGCCUUAUCGGCUCCUCUUCCCUUAACACGAACAGCCACGAAGAGCCGAAGACGCCGCAAAACUCCGAGCGUACAGAUGAGGAAGUUGCCGCAUCAAGUGUGCCGCCCAGCAACACCACUAAGUCCGCCUUCGAACCGCCGAAAGGCAUUCUCAAAUCAAAAUCCAUUGGUGUCGGUUUUAUGCCCAUGGACUUGAGUUCGGAAUUGAAAAAUCGCCUGAAAAGCUCCACCCACGCAUCUGUAUCGAAUCUACGUAAAUCGGCGACGACACACAACGCCGCCAGAGCAAGUGAUGAGAACGUCUCUGCCUUGGCUAAUUCCGCAACGUCGACUUCUUCAGGUGCUAUUGGCCCACAGCACGACGACGCAGUGAGUCUCGUACGCAAUCUCUCGAAUUUGGGUCGUCCACCGUUGGCGGGUACAAGCGGCAGCGGUGCUUCGUCUUUACGUGGCGGUGACGUAAUCGCUUCCACAUCCGAGGGCGAAAGCUCAGGCGGUCGUGAAAUAUCGGAAAUUAUAAAGAACAGCGCAGUGGCGCGCAGACGCAAAUUGAAUGAUGGCGCCAAUCUCAUUGCGAAAAGUAAAAGUCAUUCUGCCAUUGUUGCCCCCGCACCACCACCACCAGGCGGCGUAGCGAUUGGCAUUGGCCCUCAAUUGCCACCAUUUGGUAGCGGCGGCUUUGUUAAGCUGCGGCAUGUAGACAAAGUACAAGAUCAACAGCAACAACACCAGGAACAAGGCGAACAAUACAAAGCCACCGCUGAUUCGAGCCACAGCCACUUUUCAAACGCACAAAGCUCACAAGAACAAGAAGCACAAGAAGGCGAGGCCGCACAGUCACUGUCGCAGUCGCAGUCGCGCAAUCCGUCAGCAUUACCGGCGUUCUUACAAGGCGGUCUUCGACGCAGUCUAACACAGGUCAUGGGACCAGAUCAACGCACAAUCACCGUCGGCUCUAAGGCCGGUUCAAUUGCCGAUCGCCUCGCGGCACUCCAAAAGAGCGGCGAGGAUGAUUGGAAGAAGAGAAUAUCGCGACGCGAUGAAGUUGACGAAAUAUGCCGAGAGAAUCUCGUGAAUGAAUCACUUUCUUUGGCACACUCCCUAUCGGACAAGCCAUUGCCUCAUUCACCCCUAAUACCAACUUGCCUGGAGGGUGGCAAAGUUUCAGAUCGUUUGGGCAAAUUGAAAACAUCUUCUGAAAAAUGGAAGGAUCGCAUUGAACAGUCCGAUGCCUCGAAAUUCACAGUCGCUGGACGUCUGCAGAAGAAGGCACAAUCACCCAUUGAGCUGCAAUUCGAGCGUGGACACGAUGCCGAGCCUAAAAAAUGUCCCAUGCAAAUCGUGCGCAGUGCCAAUCAACCACAACUCGGACUCGCAAAGAGCCCAUCCAUGAUGGUUACGAGCAAUUCGAAUGGUGGCACUAAUGGCGGUACCAACGGCCAUCACAGUCUCCUACAACGCAGCUUGAGUGUUACAGCAGAAAGACCCAAUGGGGCAUCCGAAAACUCCAGUUCGAACUCUGACUCCGAUUCGGAUGGACGUUGCAAUGAAAAAGAGGUGAAAAAUAUGGCAAAUACAAAAAGUGCUGCUGCCGAGCGCGCGGCUCUCGUCACUCGUGUUGCCGUGCCGAAGCCUGAUGAUGAAGAGACGUUCGAGAAAUUCUUUACAUCAAAGAAACAAGCAUCCACGCAGAAGUCAGGGAUUGGGGAGAAUGCCGAGGUGAACGAUUUCGAUUUCGAUAGCAUCAAAGCGACACAACGUUUGGUUACAAAACGCGCCAUACAAGGACCGAAGGGCAGACGAGCAGCCCGGAAUCCAUUAAAGAGUCUUGCCGAACGCAGUGAUAUUACUUCCGAGUACACCGAAGUCAAGUCGGGCGUAGCUGAACGUGAAAUGCGACGCUUGAAACUCGAGUCAUAUGGCCAUCGCAGUAGUAAUUUGGCAGCUGAGGCCAUCGCCGGGCUAGCAUCCGUCGAAGAUUUCAAGUCGGUGUCAUUGAAAUCCUCCUCAUUGCCGCUUCAACAGUUAUGGGUGCCCUAUAAAAAACUCAUGCUGCUCCACGUCAAGGGUCGCACGCACGUGCAGACGCGUUUGGUCGAACCCACUUAUACAUCUGUGAACCGUGGUGAUUGCUUCAUACUCAUCCAUGGCGAUCAGCUCUACCGUUACGUCGGUUCGUUCGCCAACGUUAUAGAGAUUGCGCGCAGCAAGAAGAUAUGCGCCUAUAUCGUCGAGAACAAAGAUCUCGGCUGCACGGCAACUUCCGAAGUUAUCCUCACCGAUGGUAAGUUUUUGAAUGAACGUCACUGGAAGAAAUUCUGGGAGUUGUUGGGCAAACCGGAUGAUUACCAAAUACCUGAUUGUGGACACGCCGAUGAAGAUGAUCUUUUCGAAGCAAGUCUCAUAGAGACUAACAAAAUAUAUGAAUUCCAAGAUGAUUCGCUGGUGCCAAUGGAGAAGUAUUGGGGUUGUAUACCCAAAGUGGAGAUGCUUGACCCGAAUAAGGUUAUUGUAUUCGAUUUUGGCAGUGAAAUGUAUGUGUGGAAUGGCAAGACGGCACCAUCGAAUGCCAAACGUGCUGCCAUUAAGUUGGCGCAAGAGCAUUACGACACGGGUGCUGUGGACUACUCGAGCUGUUAUGUGAACCCCGUUUGUUAUGCGUCCAUUGUGGGUUGCCGAGAGUCUUACAAGUUUAUGCGGCGUUGCGAGAAGCGCGCCGACUGGUGUAUUUUGGGUAAAAUCACGCAAAAUAUGGAGACUUCACUGUUCAAAGAAAAGUUCUCCGAUUGGCCCGAGGUCGAGCGUGAAGAUUUGGAAAAGGAUUAUCUAGUGAAUGGUGUGCAUGCCGUGAAAGCGCUAGAUGGCAAAGCUCUGUUCAAUGGCGAGCCCUAUGUGGAGCCCAACUUGGUGUUGGAGAAUUCAAAUUUGGGGCGUGGUAACUUUUACUAUGACAAUGAUAGCAUGCGCCACUUUGAUAUCAUCACAAAAUCCACCGAUAAAUGGCAGAUAAAUGAAUUCAACUUCGACAACGCCAAAUCCAGCAGUUAUGGUCACUUCUACUCCGCCGAAAGUUACAUUGUACGUUGGAUUUAUCAGAUUUCCGUCACAGUGCGCGAGCUGAGUGGUAAAAUCUCCAAUCGUGCCACAGUCGGCCGUGAUCGUUGCGUCUACUUCUGCUGGCAGGGUAACGACUCGAGCGCUAAUGAAAAGGGCGCGGCUGCGCUGCUCACGGUGGAGUUGGACAAAGAGAAAGGCGCUCAGAAGCGUGUGGCACAAGGGGAUGAGACGCCUGCCUUCAUACGCCUUUUCAAGCUGCUCUUCCAACACAAGGGACGCAAAGAUGAUUGCCUGCAACGCCGACACAGCUGGCGUCUCUACCAAAUCACCGGCAAUGUGCCCGAAGAGACGCUCCUCAGCGAGGUGGACUGUCAUGCGCGUCAGUUGCGCUCACGCGCCUCAAUGCUGUUGGUGCAUGGCGAUAAGGGAUUGAUCUAUAUAUGGCAUGGUUGUAAGAGCGCCAAGCAUACACGUGAUGUGGCCGAAAACGCAGCAGAGCACUUGAAGUCGGUGAAACCAGAAGAUUUGUUCUUGGAUAGUGUGGGUGUAGUGCAAUUGGAGACGGUGGAGGAAGACAAACAGCAGUUACCAGCCUUCGCUAAAGCAUUGAACGGUCUCGAUAACGAUGCCUAUUACAGCUUACUUAAAGAGUCAGCGAAAGACUUCGCUUAUGAGCCACGUCUCUUCCACUUUUCCAGCACGCAAGGCGUAUUUAGCGCCGCCGAAUUGCUAUAUGCACUGCGCUGCAAGGAUCUACAUAGUCCUUAUCCUUUCACUCAAGCACAACUAUACAAUGCACGACAACCGACCAUUUUCAUGCUGGAUGACGGCGACACGCUGUGGCUGUGGAUGGGCUGGUGGCCGUUGGAAGAUCUCAAAAUUACCACCGAAGAGCGCAGCAGUCCAACAAAUGAGAAUCGCGCUGGCGUGAACCGUUGGAUAUCAGAGCGACGCGCAGCUUUGGAGACAGCGGUCUCAUAUUGGUGCGCCAAACAUGGUGAAAAUAACGAAAAAGACUUCCAUGACAUCAAAGGCUUUGUCGUUUGGGCUGGCCUAGAACCGUUAGCCUUUAAAGCCCUCUUCCCUGACUGGACUGAGCGUGAGGAUAUCAAAGAAAUCAACAUGCAGGAUGGUCGAACCGAUGAGCCCACCCCCAUCACGGACGUGCUGAAACAAUUAACACAAACUGAAUACCCGCUUGCCAUAUUAAAAAGUCGCCCACUGCCCGAGGGCGUAGAUCCGACGCGUUUAGAGUUAUAUUUGAAUGCUGAGGACUUCCAGAAGGCGCUUGGCAUGACCAGCACCGAAUUCGAGCAGAUGCCAUUAUGGAAACAAACCAAUCUGAAGAAGGAGCGUGGCUUAUUUUAGACUUAAAAGUAAACAAAACAAAAAAACUAAAAUUACGAAAAACAAAUUAUUCUAAAUCUAUUCAAUAAGUUACAAUACUUAAGGACUAAAAAUGUUUAAGUAAAACAAAAUGCGGGGAAACGGAGGUGAAAUAUUAUGUAAUUAACAAAAAACAAAAACAAACAAACAAGUGACAAUGCUAUUCAAAUUGAGAAUUAUAUUUUGUAAUAACAUAUUUAUAUAAAAGUGCACGCAAACGCACAUAAACACACGCAUGCAUUAUGUACACACAAACAGAAACAAUCAUUUUUGAUAUAUUUGCUUAUAUACAGAGGAAAACCCUAAAGAAGAAAGGAAAAAGGAAAAAUGAAAAAACAAAAAACAAAAAACAAAAUAUUUAUGAACUUUUUACAUAUUUUACAAGCAUGAAAAUAAAACAAUUUGCAGGCGUUUGAUUCUAAUAUUUAUACUAAGGCUUCAUCUACACUCGUACACACAUACAUACAUAUACGCAUACAAUAUAUAAUAAUGAAUAUACUCGUAAAUUAAACAAAAAAAAAAUAUUAACCAAAAAUGUAUUUAAAUAUAUAUAUUAAUCAUCUUAUUACACAUUUACAAACACACAUAUCUGCUGGCACAAGCUUUUUUGAUAAAACUUUACAUAAAUUUUGCGAAAUAAAUUUGCUACGCGUUUUGUGCGAGGAAAAAAUGUUUAAAAAUCAAGCAAAUAAAUUUAAAAACAAAUUUCCAUCAGCUUGCAUAAGCGGAAUGGCAGCACUUCUGCACUCGCUGCACAUUCGGCUGAAUUUAUAAGAGUAAAAAAAUGGAAGUGAAGCCCACAAGCCUAUUCACAAGCCACUAUCGAUGCAAUUAUGAGCAAUAAAACGUUUGAAAUUUUAAACC
Ceratitis capitata (Mediterranean fruit fly) is the source of this 17220-nucleotide messenger RNA. RefSeq names its product supervillin (gene Svil). The transcript has 22 exons. The coding region runs from base 316 to 16338 and encodes 5340 amino acids. Gene Ontology annotation, biological process: actin filament severing; cytoskeleton organization; actin polymerization or depolymerization. Gene Ontology annotation, molecular function: phosphatidylinositol-4,5-bisphosphate binding; actin filament binding. NCBI's taxonomy places the organism in Eukaryota, Metazoa, Arthropoda, Insecta, Diptera, Tephritidae. Gene Ontology annotation, cellular component: actin cytoskeleton; cytoplasm. The record is from RefSeq and is a predicted model, not a curated record.